AUGGCUACUCCUGAGACCCUUGCCGAGAAACGCGCCUCCAAGGAGGUGCAAGAACCUGUCAAAUGGGGAUACGAAGUCAAGCGACGCAGUCCCCAGAGCAACGGGUCGCCCCUAAUUUACUCCAUCACGCACCCCGAGUACAAGGACAUCUUUGGAAAAAUCAACGGCGAGAUCGAUGUUUUCCGAUACAGCGCUGAGGACGAAGGCUCCCUCGACAUCGUGUGCGCGUGGAACGGGCUGGACGAGCGUGCGCGCCACGAAAAGCUGUCCCUGCGGCAGCUGCUGCUGGGCUUCUGGAAAUUCACCCUGGGCCACAACCCCCGCGACCUGAAGCAAAUCACCUACGUCUAUGUUCAGGAGACCAGCCUGACCAACCUCAUCAUCCAGAUAUACAACAAGAUGGGCGCGGGCUUGUUCACUGACCUCCUCAUCAGCAGCGGAGACGAGGAGGUUUUUCAGAUGAUCGCCAACGGCACGCCUUUCGGCAACGGCGCCCAGCAGAUGCUUUCCGAGUACGACGAGUUUGCUGGCGUGCAGAUCGAGUCCUUCCAAUUUAUCUGGGAGGAGGGUGAGAACUACCCUGAUUUUAUUGUGAAGUUCAAGUGA
Messenger RNA from Cryphonectria parasitica EP155, 606 nucleotides. RefSeq lists its product as uncharacterized. The transcript has a single exon. The record is from RefSeq and is a predicted model, not a curated record. NCBI's taxonomy places the organism in Eukaryota, Fungi, Ascomycota, Sordariomycetes, Diaporthales, Cryphonectriaceae. Bases 1 to 606 code for a protein of 201 amino acids.